GAAAUUGGAAAAACAGGGACUCAGUUUCGUCCAGACCUGAAUGGGAAAAGCGCGACUUGAACUUCCUCGUCGUUCGCUUCUCGAUGUUGUAAUAAAAUUUUGAAUAAAUUGAUACUUUCAUAAAACCACUUGAAUUAUUUUAAGUGACUCAUUACUUGGUAUCUGUGUAAUCAUCUCAAGCUCCCAUUUUUUCACCAGAAGAAACUCUCACCUCUUUCAUUCAACCUUUCGGUUCGCAGUGAGCUUUUAAUGUUGCAUUCAUCAUAACCUCCAGGACAAUCACUGGCUUGUGCCUGCCUACUUACCCGUAAUAUAAAUAUCGCGAGUGUAACUGAGUAUGUGAAUGACUUAAACUCUGUUGUGAUAAAGUGGAAAUUUUCAUUCCAACAUGAAGGCUAACGUGCUGACCACGACCCCCAAACAGAGAUAACAUCAUGAUCUGCGUUCAGAUUCUAACCUACUCGUGACGAGAGCGAAUCGGGGCUAGCACAUAGCCGAAGUGUAAUGCGCACUGGAGAAGAAUACUCGGAACUGGCGGACUUGGGGAGCUCCUACGUAGCCGGCGGACGGUAUGGCGGAAGCACCUGGUCCCGAACCACCCCCGGAAGGGGAGGGCGCGGCGUGGUGGCCGCGGAGGCGGAGGACGUGUUGGGGCCCAACGGAACCCCCAGGGGUCCGGCGCGCAGCAGGAGCGGGCUCUACUACUCGCCGCCAGGUACGUCGUACACCAUCGUGGAGAGACCGUCGUCGGUGAUGCAGCACCAUUCCACCAGGGAGAGGGAGCGGGAGUUCAACACGCUGGCCAGUCCCAGAGGGACGUACCUAGGAUCCAACCCCAACUUCCCCACUACGCGAUCAACAGGAAGAAGCAAUAACAAAAAACGUCCCAUAUCACCCGAGCAAGUCCUCCGCCUUUUCGGAAACACCGCCACCCCCCAGGCAAACUCCAAGUUGAACCCUGAACGUCCUAGGAGAUCACCAGCCAGCAGUCCGCCAUCCACCACGCACCAGGUCAAUUACAGAGCUCCACAAGGUCCUAGCAUCUAUGAACUGACUACUAGGACUGUGAGUAUGGUCAGGGAGCCGCAAGAUGCACACGGUUUCGGUAUUUGCGUGAAGGGCGGCAAAGACGAAGGAGUUGGAGUUUAUAUAUCUAGAGUGGAAGAAGGUAGUGUUGCUGAAAGAGCAGGAUUGAGGCCUGGAGAUUCCAUCUUGGAGGUGAAUGGAAAACCGUUCACAGAAAUUUCACAUGAGGAAGCUUUGAAGAUGCUUAAGUCUUGUAAGACUCUCAGCAUGACAGUGCGUUCACCAACGAUGCCUUCAGGACUUGGAGGUGGAGCGCCGUGGCAGAUGAGGCAAACUUGUUCUUGGAUGGAUCGUCAUGGGCGACCUGUAUCUCCACCCCUGGAAUAUCGAAGAGGGGGGCAGGUACCCCCUCAGCGUUAUGGUUACGGAAGGACGUCAAGCAAGGACAGAAGUGUUCGAAGGGUUGACCUCUGUAUCGAGCCCGGUCAAAGUUUAGGUUUAAUGAUCAGGGGUGGAGUAGAAUACAACUUAGGUAUUUUUAUCACUGGAGUGGAUAAAGAUUCUGUUGCAGAUAGAGCUGGGCUGAUGGUUGGGGAUCAAAUCCUAGAGGUUAACGGUCAGUCGUUCAUGGACGUUACCCAUGAUGAAGCGGUGGCUCAGCUCAAGUAUCACAAGAGGAUGUCCUUGGUGGUGAGGGACGUCGGUAAAGUUCCUCAUUCAUGCACUGCCUACGACAGAGAUUGGGACCUUUGUAGUCCUGGGAGUAGAGCUGCCGCAACAACAAGAAAAUGGGCUGCAGCCUUACAAAUGGUGGAGGAAAAGGCCAGAGUCCUUCUUUCUCGGCCAGAAUUCACUUCCCUCUGUUAUUAUACGGACGAAUAUGCCGCUAAACAUAUGACCAUAGAUGCCUUUGUACAAGUAAUGACUGAACUACUAAACACGCCAGAAAAAAUCACUCUCAUGACAGAAUUGAGGGAGAUAGUCGCCGUAGAAGACCGAUCGAAGUUCGACGAAUUAGUAUACGGAAGGGAUCUGGAGUCCUCGUCAAGAAUAAACCCUAGGGAUCCCAGAGAACACGAUUACCGACACUCGAGGAGAAAAGGAAUGCCAAUACCCGAAGCCAAUCAUUCCAUCUUCCAAAGUUAUCCAGAGGAUUAUGGUCCCGGAGUGGACGAAAAAAAUUAUAAUGAUGAUUUUCGUUCGCCCAGCGAGGAUUCGGGAUUGGGAUUGGGCAUGGCGGAUAGGGUGCCGAGACCCCGCCCAGCCAGUGCCACCGGCAAAACUUGUAACGAUGAUCACCAAAACCAGGACUACGCGAGUGGCGAAGAGGAUAACACCGUUGGAACCAGGAGUAGAAGACAUUCAAGUCCUGGUGAAUCUAGAACCGGAAGUACAACUGCCUUACAAGAAUAUCCUGAUUCCGACCAGAGUGGGUACCUCGGAGGACUACGCUCAAGCUUGGGCGGGUGGACACAGAAAGUGAAGUCUUGGUACUGGGUCAGACCUCUUGAAUUAGCACACAAAUUGUCAAGAAGUUUCGACAUGAAGAGCGAUCAAGGUAUGAUUGAAGGUGGUGAAAUGAGAAGACACCAGUCGAUGCAGAGGCUUUCAGGUACGGAAGUACCUAGAGAACCUGCGAGGGUUGUCCUAGACGAAGAAGGAAACCUGAGGGUCACUGUUAGAAAGACGAAACCAAUUCUCGGAAUAGCAAUAGAAGGGGGAGCAAAUACUAAGCACCCUUUACCAAGAAUUAUCAACAUCAAUGAAAAUGGUGCGGCCUACUCCGCUGGCGGUCUCGAAGUUGGACAGCUCAUCCUGCAAGUUGACGGCACGCGCGUAGAAGGACUGCAACAUCAGGACGUUGCGCGGCUGAUAGCCGAAUCGUUCGCGAGAAGAGACAGGGAAGACAUAGAGUUUUUGGUGGUCGAGGCGAAAAAAAGCAACAUGGAACCGAAACCGACGGCGCUGAUAUUCUUGGAAGCUUAACAUUUGCUAAGCCUCCCCCCUAGCGACCCCCCGGGGCCGAUUAUCUAGUUCACCGACACCAAAAGCGUCUUUCUACACUACUACAUAUCAUGUAAUAUAAUGAGAAAAUUUUCGCUGGGGCUUUCUUCGCGUGGCAACAAUGCUCAGCUCUGUUCUUAUAGAUGUAGUAGGAAGUGCGUUCAUUCUGUCGAGAAUCUGUAAUCAUUGA
Coccinella septempunctata (seven-spotted ladybird) is the source of this 3220-nucleotide messenger RNA. It is a transcript of the gene dysc, whose product is annotated as whirlin. Bases 505 to 3012 code for a protein of 835 amino acids. The record is from RefSeq and is a predicted model, not a curated record. NCBI's taxonomy places the organism in Eukaryota, Metazoa, Arthropoda, Insecta, Coleoptera, Coccinellidae. Gene Ontology annotation, molecular function: protein binding. The transcript has 18 exons. Gene Ontology annotation, cellular component: plasma membrane; stereocilia ankle link complex; stereocilium tip.